Messenger RNA from Poeciliopsis prolifica (blackstripe livebearer), 2771 nucleotides. It is a transcript of the gene cunh6orf89, whose product is annotated as chromosome unknown C6orf89 homolog. The coding region runs from base 224 to 1222 and encodes 332 amino acids. NCBI's taxonomy places the organism in Eukaryota, Metazoa, Chordata, Actinopteri, Cyprinodontiformes, Poeciliidae. The transcript has 8 exons. Gene Ontology annotation, cellular component: nucleolus; Golgi membrane. The record is from RefSeq and is a predicted model, not a curated record.
GAACUUCACUGUCGUUCAGAAUGCAGCCAUGUCUAAAGUCUAACUGACGACCUGUAGUUUAUUUUACUUAAAAAUAUAAAUAUCCAUAGCAACGGUUAAAGAAAUGGGAAUGUUCUUACUACAACGGUGGAUAUCACCUUAAGGUGAGGUGACGCCAUGAUCCUGGUUCUCUGCACCAGCUGAAAACUGACGUGUUUGACAACAAACCCAUAGUGCGGUCACUAUGGGGACAACAACAAGCGAGCCGUGUAUCUAUGACAAACUGUCUGAGAGCAUCGACAUCCUCCGCCAAUCGGGUUACCGCUAUGGCAUGUCAGAGAGAGAAAUUGAGAGAUUCAUUAAGCAGGUCCUGGAGACCAAUGAGCCAAGAAGAGAGCCUCCACAAUUCCCCAUUCUAAGAGCCACCAUUAAGUUUCUGGUGGCUGUGGGCUUCCUGCUGGUGGUGGUGCUGGCCUUCACCUACCCGCAGAGCUCCUCCCAGUUGGGACUGGUAAAUCUGGGAUGUUGCAACCGGUCGUCCCCCCUUAGCCAUAUCCGCCUGCUUUCCCUUCCUAUUGCCAAGAAGUACAACCUGCAAGGUUUUCAUGAGUGGUGGAGUGCUGGUUCUCUCCGGCAGAGUCUGGUUAACUGUUCAGGAUGCGCGGAAAUCUCCUCCGUGCUGGAAGUCCCAGAAAGCCUCAGGGGAACUGUGACUCUGCGACGGGGACCUCAGCUGGUCCUGCUGAAGGGCGGCGAGUCUCUCAGUAUCCAGCGGCAGCAGCUGGAGGCGCUCUACUCGGCCCAUUCAGGCUCCAUGUCAAUUCUGCUAGAGGAGGACAGUGGUCUCCAUAGCGACAACCUGGGCCUCCCUCAGGGACCGGCCAACUUCACCCUGCUCUGGAGGUUCAGUUCUGGAGCCAGGGAAAAAGUGUUGAGAUGGCUCUUCCCAAAGGCUGAGCUCUGCCCCCUGCUGGACAGCGCUGGGACCAUCCUCCAGCGAUGCCUGGUCAUCCAUAGCACAAACUCUCAAAGCAAGGGGGUCAGGCUGCUGGGUUGGCUGGUGGUGGGGGAGGGGCUGCCAGCAGUGCGAGUUGUGCCUGUUCAGCGAUGCCAGAAACACUGCAGCUCCUUCAAUCUUUGGCUGUCACCUGGAGACAUGGUGUAUGCGGAUCCCCGGUACUGGCAGAUGGAGCUGUUCCCCGGACGUGGCCAGAACAUCAUUUGUGAUGGCACGACCUUUUAGCCUUCAGAUGGGCAGAGUUCAGGACUUGGGUGUGACACAUGAUGCACCUUUGAAUGUUAGGAGCUUGUUGGCCUCUGUGUGCCCGUUCUCUGCCCAUUUUUGCCUUAUAACACCCACAAUAUUUUGUUUAUAGCAACUUUUUGGUCUGAUAUGAGACCUGAAACUAACUGCACACAAGGAGAUCAUGUGGGGGAGAAAAACUAAGCUCUUGCAAGAUUUUCUUAAUAGUGAAGGUCAGAGGAAUAAGGAGACUUAUUCUUUAGCUGAACUGUUGAAAAUUCAUCUGUGCUUGUGCCACAGCUUCUAGCUGAUUUCUAGCAAUUAAAAAAAAUCUCUAAAAUUACUGGGUGUGUCACUGAUUAAAAAGGUAAUAACACUGGUCCCAGUCCUGGGAAUCACUGCCACCAUCUGCAUUCUGUUCAGUGACUUGAAACAAUUUUUGUUGCAUUCAGAUGCACUUAGUGAAGAAUAAAAUUAAGUGAAAUUAAGAAAGAGUACAUGAGGUUGUUGGGGGUUUUUUUCUAUGCCACCACUGGAAAAUGUUUUUUAAUGUGUAGACUGACCAUUAUUAUACAGACUCUAAAAUCAGAGAAGCUCAUCUUGUGAUAAUUACAGCUAGAAUUUAUCGGGGUGAUUAAUUUGGUCCUAAUAAUUUGCAAUAUUGUGUAAAAAAAAUUAGCUGCCAGUUAAGCUCCAACAACCUAUUUUUCUGAUUGUGAAGCAAUGUUUCUGCCUGAAUAAAAAUGAAUUAUAUUUUUUGUUCCAUACUGUUCUUCAGAUACAACCCUCCAUGAGCAUAAUCUGCUCACAAAAUACAUAUGCAUAUGUUCCAAGGUAUUUUCUAUUCUUUUAGAUAAUUUUUUUAGAUUAUGCUGGCAGGUUACAUGCAAAUAACUGCAAUUUUAUUUUAUUGAGUGUAAUUAAGAUAGAGCUUUAAAUGUAAAAUUAACUUCAGUAAAGAUGGCAAAGAGCCCCACUGCUCUGGUUCUUACUUCGAGUGUAAACGGUAAGUUUAUGUCUUAUUCUGGAAAACACUCUUCUGAUCCCCUUUUGAAUGGAGGCAGUUAUGGCAACAUGUUUCACUAAGUUACCACACAGUUUAAAGAGGGGAGCAUUUUAUUUUCAUGUGUUUUACAAAGCUGCUAUUCCAGAUUCAGGGUGGUUAUUGGAUGUUGUGACUUUAAAAGAAAUAUACUGUAAUAUAUAUUUGAUUAUUGUUGCUGAGUUUUGGUGUGAGGGGAGGAAAUAUUUUAUGUAAGGUUCAUAAUUAAGUUUAGAUCUGUCUGUCAAACAAAAAUUCUGCAUUUUAAAACAGAAAAUGACCACAGCAGAAACAAAUAUUUAAACUGCAUUAGAAAUGUCAUCGUUUUAUGACAAAAUAAAAAGGAUGUUCAGCUUUCUUUUGUAUGGCAUGAUUUUAGUUCUGGAGUCUUAACAUAUUUUACUUGUUUCCAUUGUGUGUUAUCCAUUUAUUUAUAACCUAUUGCAUUACUCUAAAUGGUGUGCAUAAAUGAUUUGAUGGCAGUGCAAAUUAAAAUGUUUAUAUCAA